Molecule: messenger RNA, 1461 nt
Organism: Periconia digitata
Lineage: Eukaryota; Fungi; Ascomycota; Dothideomycetes; Pleosporales; Periconiaceae
Source: the annotation of a GenBank genome assembly
AUGUUAACGCCCACCUGCGCCAGCUCCAGGAAUGGCUUGCCUCUCUUUAGCCAGCUCCGACGCGCGACCAGGACACGUUCACCUCUACCGUCAUCGCACAGAGCCUCCACCCCGACCAUAGCCCGCCAAUUGCGCGUCCUCCGCACGACUACGUAUACAUUGCCCUCAAUCAAUAUUAAUCACGCCGCCUAUCCGCUUCCCGCAAGACCACGCUGGUCCUCCAUCGCUCAUCGCAAACCCAGCUGCCUCCUACUCCCCACCACUUCCACCACCACCACCAUGAGCACUACCGAGACACAAUCCCGCCCUCACACUGGCCAUGCCCACGGCCACGGCCACCAUCACCACCACCACGACAACACUUACCUCGUCUCCAAGAACAAACAUGAUGCAGGUGUGCGCAUCACCCGCAUAGGUCUCUAUGUCAACCUGGGCAUGGCUAUUGGCAAAGGCGCAGGUGCCCUCGUCGCCGACGCCAUCCACAGUCUGACCGAUCUCGUCAGUGAUAUCAUGACACUAGCCACCGUUUCAUGGUCGCUGAAGCCGCCUUCUGAACGUUUCCCGAGCGGCUAUGGCAAGGUGGAAAGCUUAGGCUCGCUAGGCGUGAGCGGCAUAUUGCUCGGAGGCGGUGUCAUGAUGGGAUGGGCUGCCCUCAUCGCACUGGCCCAGCACCUUUUCCCCGAAGCCAUGGAGAUCGCUGCCCAGUGGGGUCUGAUGCCUCACAGUCACCAUCAUCACGGAGUGGGUGAAAUGGGUCCCAGCAUCCACGCGGCUUGGUUGGCUGGUGGAUCCAUUCUCAUCAAGGAAUGGUUAUAUCGAGCCACCCUCAAAGUUGCCAACGAACGCAAAUCUUCCGUCCUGGCUUCCAAUGCCUACCACCACCGCGUAGACUCUCUCACAGCCUUUGUGGCCCUCCUCAUGAUCGCCGGAUCCAAUGUUCUCACCAAUGCUUCGUGGAUGGACCCCGUGGGUGGUUUGGUUAUCUCUCUCAUGGUGAUCCAGGCAGGUCUAGGAAACACAAAAGCUGCGCUCUACGAAUUGGCAGAUGUUGGCGUCGAGCAAGAGAUGAGGGACAACGUUCAGAAGGCCGCUACCAAUGCGUUGGCAGACAUCAAUAUCGAUUCGACCGCCGAGGUCCGUGUGCGGCAUGUGCAGGGCGUCAAAUCUGGGCAGAAUUACCUGAUGGAUGUCGAGCUGGGGGCCCCCGCUUCUUGGACCAUUGAGCAAACACGAGGCGUUGAGAAUCUAGUGCGUGAGCGUGUAGGCGCCAAGGUCCGUGGAGUAAAGAAGGUCCGAGUGAGGUUUGUUGCCGACACCUCCGAUCAACCCGAUUUCUUGGACGAGUUCAUCCAGACAAAGGACGGUGACAGCUUGAGCCCGGAACCGGAAGUAGAUCAGGAUCGCCACGAACAUAGUCACGAUAGCACGGGCGUAGAUGGAAGUGUCAGGAAGCGGAGAUAA